Molecule: messenger RNA, 2172 nt
Organism: Vanessa tameamea
Lineage: Eukaryota; Metazoa; Arthropoda; Insecta; Lepidoptera; Nymphalidae
Product: gamma-taxilin
Exons: 7
Coding region: 136-1965 (609 amino acids)
Molecular function (GO): syntaxin binding
Source: RefSeq, a predicted model, not a curated record
CAUAGAGUUUAUGAACAACAGCUUACAGCCCGCACUAGUGAUUAUUAGUGCUACUAAUAUUUUAGACUGGCAUUUGGCAUUCGUCUAUUUUAGUUUUGUUUGGCUAGCUAAAAUUCUUAAGAAUAAUUUUUAAUAAUGGAAGCGACACAAAAUGAAGUACUAAAAGAAAGUUCAGAUAGUGUUUCGCCGGAAAGUAAUAAAGAAGAAAAACCACCCACACAAAAACCAGCCAUUCAAGAUCCACCAAAGAAAUCAAAAAAAGAUGAUCGUUCCAAAAAAGAUGACAAAAACGUUGAACAAUUUAUGAAAUCACUUAACUCAGUACCAAAUGUUGAUGAAAAACUGUCAUUGGUGUGUAAAAAAUAUGUACAAGCGACCGAAGACAAUAAAAAAUUACAAUUCUACAUCAAACAGUCAGAUAAACGCUAUGCAUUGCUAUCCAAAGAGAAGGAGCAAUUGCAACUUGAAUACAAUAAAACAAUAUUAGUUAAAUCUAAGUUGGAAAAUCUGUGUCGAGAGUUGCAGAAACAGAAUAAAGCUAUUAAGGAAGAAUCUCUUCUCAAAAUUCGAGAGGAAGAAGAGAGACGUAAGGAAACACAAACCAAGUUUCAGAACACCCUCUCUGAAAUAACAACAUUAUUGCAACAAAACAAUGAAAAAAAUGCUAAAUUGAGGGAUGACAAUAUUAGUAUGACGGAGAAGUUUAAAAGUGUUGUACAACAGUAUCAGUUGAGGGAGCAACAGGUGGACAAAAUGGCUAAACAAAUGACCUUAGAAACUCAAUUAUCUGAUGCGAAAUUGCAAAAAGCCUCUCUAGAGCAUCAAGCAGAAAGAGAACGUAUUCUAGCCGAGAUGGAACAGAUGAAGGUGACCCUUGCACAGUACAGGGCGAAGAUCAUCGAACUACAGGGCACAGAGUCAUCGUUGAAGGGUCAGCUGGCAAUUUACAUGGAGAAGUAUGAUGAGUUCCAGAAUGCUUUGGUGAAGAGUAAUCAAGUAUUUGGUGGUUUUAAAGAACAAAUGGAAAAGAUGUCAAAAAAAAUUCAAAAGUUAGAAAAAGAAUCACUUUCAUGGAAAAAACGUUGGGAGACCUCACAAACUGCUCUCUUGGACAUGUGUGGAGAGAGGCAGGCUAGCGAGGAGCGAGCCGCCGCCUCAGCAAAACAUCUCUUGCAGAUGCAGAGUCUGUGUCGAACUCUACAGGCGGAGCGCACGGUGCUGCUGAGCACGCUGAAGGAGCACAACAUCGAGCGGCCCGCGCUGCCCGCGCCGCCGCCCGCGCCGCCCGCGCCCCCCGCGCCCGCCGCGCCCGCCGCGCCCUCCAGCGACGCCAAGGUUGAUGCAAUGGCAGCGAAUUGUGCACAAUUAAGACAGAGUCUUGCACAUCUACAAACUCAAUUGAACGUACUAACUAAUAAAAAUAACACUAAAGAAGAAUCUCCGAUACCAGAGAAACCGAAAAAGUCAAAAUCGAAAAAGAAUAAGUCGGAUAAACAAGCACAAAAAGCGAGUCAAGAAAGUAGUAAAGCGAAAGAAGCGGACAGUGAAUCAAGUGUUAAAGAUACGCCAAAGGAAAUCUCACCCAGUGUUGAGGAAACUAAAGUUGAAAACGAACAAGAAACAGACGAGAAAAUAGAUAGUAAAACAAUGGAAAGUCUCAUACAAGCAAUUAACAUGGCUAAUAUAAAUAUUUGCGAUUUAGAAGUUGUUACUGAUGAUAUUGAUAAACCAAUCGGUGACAUUAAUGAAGCAAAGGCAGUAUUAAUAGAAGAAAUAAUCGAACUACAAAACAAUGAGCUGAGUAAUAAAGUUGUUUCAAGUGAAAACGAAACAAAAAGCGAAAAUAUAGUUGUUACAACUGACGUUGAACCAAAAGGAGUCGCAGUUACGAAUACUGAAUCAAUCAAAGAACCUGGUGAUCUUGAAAAGGAAAAAAUUGCUGAAGAAACACCAGUCAGUACAUAAACCAAGGAUUUAAGCUCAUCCUAUGUAAAUAGACUUUUGUGACAUAUUUUUAAUUAGUGUCAGAUUGAAUCGUAAUGCGAUAUUGUUAUAAAUGACUAGGAAUUUGUUAUUCUUUAUAAAAAUGGGGUUUUCAGCAGUAUUAGGACGAACAAACAUAUUUCUUAUGUUUUGUUACGUUAACAAUUCAAAUAAAGUUUAUGAACUUGA